AUGUCUUCCAUGGUCGGAACCUUGGGGUUAUUUGACUACAGGAGUCAGGAAUGGCAAAUAUUUCGCAGCCGAUUGGAGUUGUUUUUAAAAGUAAACAAAGAAGUUUUAAAAGGUAACGAGGCGGCGGUGCUGCUGACGCAUUUGUCGGACGAUACCUACCGGCUGGUGCGUAACCUGGUGCAUCCGCGAAAACUAGAGGACCUUAAGUUCGAGCAGUUAAUAGAAGCAUUGCAAGCCCAUUUCACGCCGAAGAGGUCUACGUUCGCCGAUAGGGCGAAAUUUUAUGAGGCGACAAAAUUCGACGGCGAAAGUGCAGAAGAUUGGGCGGCACGACUCAGAGGACUAGCCGUGCAUUGUGAGUUUGGUGCGGAGCUGGAAACGUUGCUGCGCGAUCGUUUCGUUUUAGGGUUCAAAACGGGCCCGGAACGCGAUCGCCUUUGCGAGCAGGAAAUAAAAAAUUUAACGCUCGCCAAGGCCUUGGAGGUAGCUCAGCAGGCGGCGUGUGCGCGUCAAGCGCGUGCCGCGAUCCUGGACGUGGCGCGAGUCAAGGACGAGCCGGUGUACAAGGUCGAGGGUUGGCGCGGUCAGGGCGCGCCGGCGGCGGCGGCGCGGGCCGGGCCUGCGGCUGCCGAGAUAAAGUGUACCGUGUGCGGUCUGCGGAAUCACGUCGCGAGCAAGUGCCGUUACAAAAAUUAUAAGUGUCAAAUUUGUGGCCAAAAAGGGCAUUUAAAAAAAAAAGUGUGUUGCAAGAAAUCACGUGUUCACAAUAUCGAAGUGCAAUCGGAAAGUGACCAUGAAUGCGAGGAAUGCAAAUUAUUCAACGUGAGUUUUCAUGAAUGCGACGGAGAGGUGCUAAAAUUACUGAAUGAAUACCCACACAUUUGGAAAAACGACCUAGGUACUUUUAACAAGUUCGAAGUGGAGUUAACCCUAAAAGAAAAUGCACAACCAAAAUUUUGCAAGUCGCGUGUUGUACCUUUUGCCCUAAAAGAUAAAGUCACCGAAGAAUUAAAUCGAUUGGUGGGGUUAGGUAUUUUGGUGCCAGUAAAAUUUUCAGAAUACGCAACGCCGAUUGUACCUGUUCUAAAAGAAAACGGGAAGAUAAGUGUUUUUUUUUUCCAGGAUAGCGUGACGUAUUUGGGUUACGUUAUCGAUAAGAACGGUUUGCGAACGUGCCCUAAGAAAGUUGAAGCUAUCGUUUGUGCGCCUGUACCGCAAAACGUAACGGAAGUAAAAAGGUUUUUAGGCGUAGUAAACUACUAUCGCAAUUUUAUUCCAAACGCUUCGGGGUUGUUACUGCCGUUACAUGAACUGUUGAGGAGUGAAGCUGCGUGGGAAUGGGGCGCGCGACAGCAACAGGCGCUGGAGGCGGUGAAGCGCGAGCUGAGCGGCGCGCGGGUGCUCGCGCACUUCGACCCGCAGGCGCCGCUCGUGCUCACGGUGGACGCGAGCCCGGCGGGACUCGGCGCGGUGCUCGCGCACGCUGACGCAGACGGCCGCGAACGGCCUAUCGCAUUUGCCUCGCGGUCUUUGACAGUUAGCGAGAGGAACUACAGUCAAAUCCAGAAGGAGGCCACCGCGAUUGUUUUUGGGGUAAAACGCUUCCAUCAGUAUUUGUACGGCAGACAGGACCCUUUCGUACUCAAAACGGAUCACAGGCCAUUACUUUCUAUAUUCGGAAAGAAAAAUGGCAUUUCGGUUACCGCGGCACUCAGGCUACAGAGAUAUGCAGUUAUUCUGUCCGCGUACAACUACACGGUGCAGUAUAUAAACAGCAAAAAUAAUGCUGUGGCCGACUAUUUUUCUAGGGCACCAUUAACAGCAUCGAGUAAUGAGUGCGAAAGGGAUAGCGGUAAAUAUUUCCUUUUCCUCGAUGCAAACAUCCAACCGGUUUCUUUUAGUGACAUAAUAGAAGCGACUGCGCGUGACUCAGUAUUACAAACAGUAAUUAAGUAUAUGAAUAGGGGCUGGCCGCGCAAAAUAAAAUGCAAAGACAUACAACCGUAUUACCAUUGUAAAUCCGAUUUAGAAUUUAAUUCCGGGUGCCUAUUUCGGGGUCAUCGUAUUGUUAUACCGAAGGAAUUUAGGGCUCGUAUGUUACAGGAAUUGCAUUCGGCUCACUUCGGAGUAGUAAAAACCAAAAGUACAGCUCGUUGUAGAAUGUGGUGGGCCGGUAUCGACGCCGAUAUCGAGCGGUGGAUCGGUGCGUGCGAAGAGUGUGCGCGACUGCGGCCCGCGCCGGCACGUGCCCCGCCAGCGCCCUGGCCGCGCCCGCCCGGGCCCUGGCUACGCAUCCACAUUGACUACAUGUCGGUAGGGCAAAACGUAUAUCUGGUUGUAGUCGACGCUUUUAGUAAAUGGCUAGAAUGCAUUCCAAUGAAUCACGGCACCUCGACGUCAGCAUUGAUUGUCAAGUUGAAGUAUUUGUUUUCAAGAUUCGGUUUGCCGAAAACAAUUGUUUCUGACAAUGACAUUAAAAUAUGCGCUAAAGAAUUUCACACUUUUUGUAAUAAUAACGGAAUAAAAAACGUGACGUCACCUAUUUACCAUCCAGCUAGUAAUGGCCAAGCUGAAAACUCAGUGAAAACGUGCAAAAAAAUGUUGAAAUGCAUAUUAAAUAACAGAGUAACGCAAAAAGCAAUAAAUGAAGAGCUUUGGGGGUUCCUGUUUGAAUAUAGGAACACUGUACAUUGUACAACAAAUGAAACUCCGGCAAAACAAUUUUUUGGCCGGAAUUUGAGAUCACGGCUGGAUUUAGUAUUGCCAACUACCCGUAUGAGUGAUUCCGUAAUCGAGCAGGAAAACCAUAAAGCGUGUAAGAGUUUUCAGGUCGGUGACAUUGUUUGGGCAAAAUAUUUUAUAUCUAGGGAAAGUAAAUGGCGUCUAGCAAAAAUUGUGAAAUUAAUAGGCACUAGAAUGUAUGAAUUACAGUUCAAAGACAGUGAUAAAUUGUGUAGACGUCAUAUAGACCAAAUAAGAAAGCACACUAGUAAGGACAUGUCUGGUGGAACGGAGGCGACUGACAAUGAUUCGACACCGAAAAAUUUGUCAAGCCCAUUGGCAAUACCACCGUUAGUAACGUCACCGGUGGUAGCAGCGCCGCCGUUCACAAUGCCGUCAUCACCAGCUUCAUUCUCACCGGUCUUAACAACGCCAAAUAACUUUUCUCCAGGGUCUAACACCGCCGCGGUCUUAGACCAAAGUCGCGAGGUAGAAGAGAGGACGCUUGAGGCUGAGAAUGAGGGCGGUGAGGAUUUUAUGGAUUGCUGUGCGGAUCCAGUAGUUAUGGAGUCUCAGGAACCAAUCAGGGAUUCUGGUGGAGAGACUGCCAGACCAUCCGAACGAGUGUUACGACCUCGGAAAAAAAUAGAUUAUAAGAGUUAUUUUUAA
Molecule: messenger RNA, 3390 nt
Organism: Hyposmocoma kahamanoa
Lineage: Eukaryota; Metazoa; Arthropoda; Insecta; Lepidoptera; Cosmopterigidae
Exons: 4
Coding region: 1-3390 (1129 amino acids)
Biological process (GO): DNA integration
Molecular function (GO): nucleic acid binding
Source: RefSeq, a predicted model, not a curated record